Molecule: messenger RNA, 5737 nt
Organism: Ixodes scapularis (black-legged tick)
Lineage: Eukaryota; Metazoa; Arthropoda; Arachnida; Ixodida; Ixodidae
Exons: 15
Coding region: 386-4072 (1228 amino acids)
Molecular function (GO): protein binding
Source: RefSeq, a predicted model, not a curated record
UCGGCGGUUUCCUUUUUUUGUGUAUGUGUUUCUUUCCUCUCCUCCAUCAGCCAUCCUGUUAUCAGAAGCGUACUGGCAAGCAAGCAGCUCCUCUUUAGCCGCAGAGGCAGCAGAAGCAGCAGUUAUCGCAUCGGACCUGCAAGGACUCGAGCGGCGUCCUGCACCUGCGUGUGUCCAGAGCGGCGUAGAUGUCCUCAAGACCAUACAAGAGGACACGUCUCUGGAAGGCUCGAGAAAGACGCUGAGUCAGCGACCAAGGAGUUAACCAUGAAACUGGAUGCUAUGAGAUAUUCCGCGUGACCCUGUUCAGUGUUCUUCCACGAGGUCUGCUGCGGGCUUCUACAAGCUGCCAGUGGAUUCUUGUGUGCCCACAUUUUAACCGUUCAUGCAUCGAGUAUGGUUCUUGGCAUCGCUGUGGGGUGUGGCGGUGACGGUGAUUGCAGAGACUACCACGACUGCUCUGCCUCCGUGCGACGUCAAUGGCACCGCUUCGCACGACAUCACCGUCCGGAACGGGUCUACCUUCGAGAUGACGUGCCUCCUCACGCGAUGGCCAGGCAACGAACACUACGAGAUAGGCAUGCUGCGCUCACGGUACGACGUGGUGCCGGCAUCGCAGAUACGGCGGCAGAACGACACCAGCGCCACCUGGACCCGACCCGACGUGCAGGCGAGCGACUCGGGCACCUACUACUGCUCCGUCAAAGGGUCGGCCUGCGAGUCUGUCUUCAGCGCCACAGCGCUCCUUGUCGGGUACGCACCUCUGGAGCCGUCCGGUGAAGGUUGCUCAGGCGACCAUUUCGAGACAUUUCAGUGCUCAUGGCGAACGCAGGACCACUAUAUACGCACAAGACACGAAGUGUUCUUACGAGUUGGAAACAGCGACGUCUACAGCCUGAUUCCCUGCAAUAUGACCGAUCAGACUGAGUCUCAAGACCUAACCUGUCGUCUGACAACCUCGGGGAAGACCAUCUACAGAAUAGAAGAACCGGCUCUGCACUUUGAAGUCAUCGCCAGCAACGCGUACGGAACUGCCAAGUGGACCUAUGACGUGGACCAUUUUGCUCACGUGAGACUUCCUGCCCCGAGCUUACUAGGAUGCCACUCAGAAACGGACAAAAUCAGCAUCUCUUGGACGAGCUUUCCCAAAAUCUCGACGUUCCCGGAUAUCUUGUACGAGGUGCGGCUUAAAUAUGACUCGAAAGAAGAGCGCGAGCUAACGAUAAACAACUCCGACAAAGUCGUGGUCGGAGGGCUAAUCCCAAACACCGUGUACAAUGUCUCGGUGCGAAUGAAGUUUGCCAAGGCGAGUGCUGAACUCUGGGGUUUUUACAGCGAGACCCUGCAAUGCAAAACAAAAAAAACGAUACCAACCGCUCUCCCAAAGGUCGCUGAAAACGGAUUUAUGAUCCAGGACUUCAAAGACACCCGCAAAGUCCGGCUUUUUUAUCAGAGCGUGGCCAGGUCCCUUUGGAACGGUGACAGGAUGAGCUACGUGCUUCACUGGUGCAGCAGCCGGGGUGAGUGCGCCUCGCACAAGGUGACCGGCGAGCGGACGCACGUCGACCUCUUCAACCUGAGUCGCGUCGAGAGCUACACCUUUCGGCUCUUCUCCGAGAACGAUGUAGGACGGUCGCUUCGCAGCGUGAACGUACUCCUCCCGAGCUCCGACCACGUGAUGCCAUCGGUCCAAGACGCCUACGUGAGCGAAGUCAAAAGCCUGAACCCGACCUUCACUCUGGCUCCGCGGACCAUGUCCGACGAGAUCCUGCACUACACGCUGUUCUGGUGCCGCGGCGUCGACGACGAGAUGGGCUCGUGCGAGAAUGACGUGUCCUGGGCUACGGUCAAGUCAUCUGGAGACGCGUGGUCGGCCGCCAGUUGCGCCAUGUCAGGACGAUGCAAGUACGGCGUGGCCACAAGGUCUGCCGAGGCUGUGUCGGCCAUGACCUGGAUCGACUGCGUCCUUCCAAACAGCCGAGAGUACCAGGACCUACUGCGAGGCGAAGACAGGGUCCAUUACGACGAAAUCACGGACUCGAGCGUUCAGGUCACUUUCCUCACCAAAUGCGCCGGACUGGUUGCCAGUCGAAUCAUUCGCUUCUGCGCCCUGCGUGGCUCGGACGAAGCUUUACUCGGCAACAGCACUGUUCCAGAAUCUGAAUUGGAAGAAUGCACCAACGGUGCUGCGGGACCGGAAAAGACGGUCUUUCUGCGAAACCUGUACCCGGAGACGACGUACCAGGUGACCAUCACGACAAUUAUGGAGGACGGUAUGAGCAUUCAACAUCGACCUGUCAGGAUCAAGACUCAAGGAAGAGGACCUACAGCGUUGGCUACUGCGGCUAUUGUCGUCGCAGCAUUGUUGGUGGCCCUCACGGUGGUCGCCGCCAUUUUUUGGAGACGAAUAUCCGUCUACAUCGAGGAAUACAAGAACACGACAGUGAAGGUUCUGAUUCCUGCCGAGUUCACGAAGGAGUCUAUUAAAAAGAGUGACAGCAUUCGUUCCAACCUGAGGGAGUAUGUACUCAACAACAAGAAUUCCCCGUACGGAAUAGCGCACGUUCUCCGGUCUCAGAAUCUACAAGAGCAAGCCGAGAAUGCCCUUCCUCCGGAAGCUGACUGUCUCCUGAAGGAUACCAGGCCUGUUAUUCCAGUCCUACCCGAGCGUUCGCUUCCAACGAGCGACAAAUACUUUAAUGAAACACCGCAGCAAACCCCUCUACUCGACACCCUUAGUCCAGGAUACUCAAUGGUGUCCUCGUUGGAGGACAAGAAUUCCGAACCCACUGGCAACGCCUACUCCAAGUUCUCAGCUCUUCAAGACCAGGAAACUGCACAAAUACCUCCUUUGGCACGUGGCUACUCUCUGUUUUCCUCCUUUGCAUUAGACAACCCUGACACAAAAUCUAUAGUAAAAGAACCUUUAAAUACGGAUGGUACGCCCGGCUACAGCAAGUUCGCGCCCUUCUUAAUGGGGGUUGAUCUAAGGUCUACAGAAAAAUGGAAUCAUGGGUUCAAUGGACAACCCUGGGGGAGAAAUGAACGUUUCUCUGUCCCCUGUGAAAUUCCUCCAUCUUAUGUGAAAGUAGCCAGCGAGGUACCAAGCCAGCCCAAAGAGUCGUCCCAGACAUACGUUAAAGUUGGCAACGAAGCGCUUCCUUUUUCAAAGGACCACCAAGGUCAGUCUCCAAAAACGCACGAAGGGUUAGACAAGCACCAAAGUUACGUCAAAGUAGGCUACGAGAUGUCACCUUGCACCAAAAACGGCAGCAACGGAACUAAGGAAGACGAUCACCAGAAGGAUUCUUCAGAACUCGAAGGAGCAUCCGAUGCUUACGUGAAAGUCGGGUAUGAUGUACAACCUGCAGUUUUUCCAGAAUCAUCUGAUUUCUGCUCCAGUGCAGUUCCAAAUAUAUUUUCCGCAUUACCACAAGACGCACCUGAUGCUUACGUUGACGCCGAACACGACGUAUCUCCUGCGCAAUUACAGAAGCCAUGCGACGGGGGCAUUCACGAAGCACAGAACAUGCCCCCCCCAGUAACGGAAGGACUGUCUAAUGCUUACGUCAAGGUAGGAUACGAUGUGGUGCCGUCCAACGAAAGUCAGAAGUCAUCACAGACAGAAAACUUAAGUCAGCAAGGCAAAAACGUUGGGAGUGAAUUUGGCGAGGCAUCGACAUCCGAUGUUCCACUCGUUUACUCGAAAGUGGGCUUGAGGGCUCAAAACCGUGACCACUUGCCUGAAAACACCGUGAAUUUCAACAAGGAUGUGUCCCUCUUGCAGAAACCUCCUCUACACAUGAUCUUCUCGGAUGAUGAAUGUCAACAUGGUUCCCCCGAGGACAUCAUGAUCUCCGACAAGGGAUUUCUUAACCCUCCUCUUGAUUUCUCGAUUUUGGAGUGCCCCAACUACAUCAACGCGGGACUCAGCAGUCCAGUCUUGGAACAUUCGAAGGACACGUGCAGAUGCUAUCCUAGUGGAGGUUACACAACAUGGGCGGCACUCGCCAAGCCACUCAAACACGGAAACAACCAUUACGUUCGUGCUGUGGACGUUAGGCCAACAUGAACCAUGCUUCGAACUCGUUCUGUGCUCAUACCAUUUCCAGGUUCAUCAUGAUGAACUAUUUCUUUUUUUUAACAAUGAAGAACCCAAUUAGAAGUCAGAAGCUUCUUACUGGUAAUAGGGCCAUCUAGAACUUUUCUGGUUGUGGAACUCGCGGGCGAGUUCUACCCAGGAGCAGCAGCCAGCAUCAGGUCUCAACUGCGUGGAGCGGAAGUGCAUGGCCGUGUCAGUUGUGCUCGUAGCUCAGUCGGCAGCAUGCUACUUCGCGGGCACAAGACUUAACCAGACUUGUGCGAUGUGCCUUUUUUUUUUACCUAGUUGUAAUUCGAAUAUUUGUUAUCGCGUAGGUCUUUGGAGUGUUGUGUCGCAUUGAACUAUAUUCAAACCGAACUAUUCAAUCCGCUCGCCGUACAUAAAGUAACCUACGUAUAACGCAAUCCCGCUCGUUAGCGUGAGAAACGCAUUUCAUUCCAUCUCGCCAUGGCAAAGGUUUGGCCAUUGUGGUUGGGGUGACACUUUUCACAACUUCACCGCCGUUUAGUCGAAAUACUUGUAAGCGCGACGAGAGGCGGACACAAAGAAGGAGACACGAACUAACGCUUGUCCAUGUUUCCUUCGUUGUGUCCAUCUCUUUUUGCGUUUGCAAGUUCCCUGGGCAUCAUGCACCAACUAGCCCAGCAACAAAUAUUGGUUAUAUAGUCUGUUGCAGGUUUAGAAUGACAGGACAAGCCCAUCCCACAAAGCUUUCUCCUCGCUGUGAUUGGUGGGUUUCUCCUCUCCACUCUCCUCCCCUGUAGCGUUUCGCUCUUCUAAAGUGGAAAGGGUGAAAGGCUUUGUGGGAGGGGUAUGUCCUGUUAUUCUCAAUUUGUAUUAGGUUAUAUUCGCUGCGUGAAUAAGUUGGGUCAUUGCUUCUUUAAUUGUAUAUUCUGGCAGUUGUUGCUUGGCGCGGUGCCAGCAACCUCAAUAACGUCACUUCUUCGUGUUCUUUUUUUUUUUUUUUUUUUUGUGCGUAAACAAAGCUUAUUUUUGGCAUGGCGAUGAAGUUUUCUGACAAAGAGACCGCACUGGUGGACUCCAUUUUUUUACGCGUACCUAUAUAAGCUGUGGCUUUGUGUGUGACGGGUAUAGGCACUCGGGAACCAAUGGUAAGGGAAUUUAACAUUUCUGAGACCCAGGUUCUCUGCAUGGGGACGCUGACAAAUACUCUGCACAGCUGCAAUGUGCAUUUUCCGUCAACGAAAUGAACUUAUUUUUUCGAAGUGUAUUUCCGAUUUCAGCAAAACGCAAGUCAUUGUGCCAUCGAUCGCCGCGUACAAGAGCGCAGAGGGCGAGCAAUCAACACUGACUCGUUUUGUUCGUGAUUCGUGAGUACCGAACACGCCGAGGUUCGCGAAUCUCUUCGAUUACAAUAAAUAGCACGCCAAAUUGUUGUUUUCAAACAAGCGCCCUGUGUAUGACAACCAGCAUGACUGCAUUCUCGCAAGCGAUCAGUUAGGACAAAGCGAGGUCGCAUGUCGAAUAUCUGAAAAACGUCGCUGCAACGGAGUGACGUGUAAGACGCGAGUUGCUGUGCAGUGUGUCUAUAGGGAAGUCGCCUAUCGCUAUAAAAGGUGGUGUCUAAUGGUAAUGACAUGCAACGAACGUGUAAAUAAAAAUAAAAUAAAUACG